Molecule: messenger RNA, 3255 nt
Organism: Chinchilla lanigera (long-tailed chinchilla)
Lineage: Eukaryota; Metazoa; Chordata; Mammalia; Rodentia; Chinchillidae
Gene: Tvp23a
Product: trans-golgi network vesicle protein 23 homolog A (S. cerevisiae)
Exons: 6
Coding region: 2244-2897 (217 amino acids)
Biological process (GO): vesicle-mediated transport; protein secretion
Cellular component (GO): Golgi membrane
Source: RefSeq, a predicted model, not a curated record
UCCUAAGCAGCUAGGACUACAGACAUGCAUCACCACACCUAGCAGUAUGGCAUUGCAAUUGUAUCAUUGCAUUUUUAUUUGUGAGCUGAAAUAAUCUAGAAAGAGAAACUGCCCUUAUCAUUUAUUCUUUAUUAGAUAAAAUUUAUAGAGAAAAGACAUCUAUAUGCUGGAUUCUCACACUUCGUUUCUAAAUUUUCAAGUUAAUGAAUCACUUCCUUGCACCUCCAGUAGAUGAUCAAUGACAGUUUUUUAAGUAUCAUAUGUGCUUGUAGAUGAGUUCUGCUUUGCAGAUUGUCUCAGUUUUGAUCAGUGGGAGCCUCUUCCUGUUGGCUUCUGAGUGUUUGUAACCUGAUCUUGCAGUCUGUGACAGAUUCCUUGCUUUCAGGAUGUUCCAAAGGUUAGAGUCUGUACUCUAAUAUUUCUCUAAGAAGCCCUGGCUGCAAUAGAGAAGAGUUGAGAGCCGCACUGUGUUCCCCUGGGGUGUUAGCUCUCAGGCCCCAUGGUUACCCUGAUGAUCUCCUGGUUCCACGGGCAGCCAUGAUGCUUGGUGCUGAUCCUUGGUCGUUGCGAUGAUUGUGCUACUCAGAACAGCUGCAUUGCGCAAGCUCCUCAUCACACCAUGGUGGAUGGUCCUCAGGAGACACACGGGCCAGAAGAGUGGAGCAUGGCGGGGUUCACACCUACACGCCAGCAAGUGUUCUCACACAGCACACCACACGCAUGCAUCACCUUUGCUGUGACCUCACCUUUCUGGGCAUCAGUGUCCUCAUCUAUAAAACAGCUCACAAUAUCCAUCCUACUUCACCUUCUUCUUUGGGCUCAUUUGUUUAAGGCAGGUGUUAAGGGUUGAAUUAUGUCUUCCUGAAAAGAGAUGUUGAGGUCCCAAUCUCCUCAAAAUGUCACCAUCUUUGGUGCAGGGUCUUUGCAGAUGUAAUUUGUUGGGAUGAGGUCAUGCUAGAGUAGGGUGUGUUCUUAUCCAGUAUGCUAGGGUCCUUAGAAGGUAGCCACGUGAUGACAGAGACAGUGGAAAGGCCGUGUGAGCACAUAAGCAGACACUGGAACGGUGUGCCUUAAGCCAAGCAAUACCAAGGAUGGCCACCUGCCACCAGCAGCUGGGAGAGAGGCAGAGGUGGAUUCUCCUUCACACUCCAGGAGGAACCAGCACUGCUGGCACCUUGAUUUUGGACAUGACCUCCAGAACCGUGACAGUGGGUUUCCAUUGUGCUAGGUCACGUAGUUUGUGGCACUUCGUUACAGCAGCUGCAGGUGAGCAUCUGCACUCGGGCCAGCCGGGGCCGAGCAUCGGGGCUGCUGACUCAUCCCCGCGGCUCCCACCCCCAUCCUGAUGCUGUGCAUACCCACCUUGAAAGUUGAGAUGUCUCUUUAAAAAGAAAUAAAGAACAGAAACAAGAGGGAAAAACUGUGGUGGCCAGAGGGAAGUCUGCUCUUCAUUCGCUUCCACACACAAACCUCUGCUGUGCUGACCUUUGCGUGGAAACUAUGAGCUUUAUGCAAUCAGCAUCUUCUUGAACAUCUGGCAGUUCCAGAAGCCACCCAUCGUGCUCCACAGACAUAGGCAGGACAUGCCGUCAUGCAAGGCCAGAAGCUGCACUCAGAAGGACAGCGGAGCCCACAUGGCAUCUGAAUCCUUCCAGAAGGAGAAUCAAAUCCAGCCGGGGGCCCAUCCUCUGUGGUGCUGCAGACCCUUGGUUCAGAAGGUUUCACAGAGGAAUCAGUAAGCCCAGAAGAGAAGACCCGUGUUCUGGAAUUUUCCUCCAGCAUCCAGCUAUGAUGACCCAUUACUCAACUGGGGAGUUUUAGGUCUAAUUUUUUUUAACCACAGGUGGUCCCCCAAGACACCAGAAUACCAACCAGCCUGUGGGCUUGGUUUACCCUGAAAGGCCUCUUGCCUUGCUGCAAAAUGGAGGCUGUUUCUUUUCUUACCUUUUAAUUCAAGUUUACAUAAAAGUACAGAGAGCAAUGAACCUGAUGUUCCCGUUGCCAGCUUCUGUCAUUAUCAGUGGCUGGCCGCCUGGUCCACUCUCACCCCACCCACUCCCCACGCCCCAUUAUUUAUUUAUGUUGUUUCUCUUUGUAGUAUGAGGCAUUAAACCUAGGACCUUCGCACUGAGGUAGAGUCCCAAGCCUUUUAAAAUUUUGAGACAGGGUCUCACUGGGUCACUAAAUUUCCCAAACUAAGCUUGAACUUUGACCCGUCUGUCUCAGCCUCCCAGGGUGCUGAGAUGACAGAAAUGCACCACUGCACCGGCUUCCUCAAUUAUUUUGAAACAGAUUCUAGCAUCUCGAGCACCAAGAAGAAACAAGAAUGUCUCCCUCAGACUUGCAGCACACUGAAUACAGAAUGCAUGCACAGGCGUCUCAGAGAUGACAGGCAUCCCCUGGCCACCUUCUUCCACCUGUUCUUCCGAGUGAGUGCCAUUGUCACCUAUGUGUGCUGUGAUUGGUUCAGCAAGAGCUUUGCUGGUUGCUUUGUCACUGUGCUGCUCCUUCUGUCCUUUGACUUCUGGUCUGUGAAGAAUGUAACCGGAAGACUCAUGGUGGGCCUCCGAUGGUGGAACCAGAUUGAUGAAGAUGGCAAAAGCCACUGGGUUUUUGAAGCCAGAAAGGUCUCUCCAAGUCACAUCGCCGCUACGGAAGCUGAGGCGCGCAUCUUCUGGCUCGGCCUCAUCAUCUGUCCCAUGAUCUGGAUAGUGUUCUUUUUCAGCACCCUGUUUUCCUUGAAGCUGAAGUGGCUGGCUCUUGUGAUUGCUGGGAUUUCACUCCAAGCUGCGAACCUCUAUGGCUACAUCCUUUGUAAGAUGGGAGGCGAGAGCAACAUCAGCAAGGUCACAGCCAAUUUUCUGUCCCAGACGGUGUUCCAGACGGUGAGUUGCUGAGGUCUCGCCUGGACUACGACCCUGCAGCCGUGCAGAGUGAAGGAGGCCGUUGGCACCGUAACUUGUGUAACCCUCCUGUCAGCCAGCCUGCCACAGUUCUUUUCACUGUGGUGAAAUUUACACCAAAUUGACAUUUAAAUCAUUAUCAAGUGUGCAGUUCUUGGCACUAAAUACAUCCACAAUGUCGUGCAGUCGCCACCCAUCUCCAGGACACCUACGCCUGUCCAAGCUGAAACUACAUCUAUUAAACACUAACUUCCCACCGCUCUGCCCCAGCCACACCACUGUCUGUCUCUAUGCAGCUGACUAUCCGAGGGAUGCCUUUAAGUGCAAUCAGACAGCGUUUGUCCUUUCGUGA